This is a messenger RNA of Ceratina calcarata, 5594 nucleotides long. RefSeq names its product 4-coumarate--CoA ligase 1-like. The transcript has 9 exons. Bases 3849 to 5492 code for a protein of 547 amino acids. The record is from RefSeq and is a predicted model, not a curated record. Lineage: Eukaryota; Metazoa; Arthropoda; Insecta; Hymenoptera; Apidae. Gene Ontology annotation, molecular function: CoA-ligase activity.
GUUAGCUUUACGUCGUCGCGAGUAUUCGGGGAGGAAAUUGGCGAGUCGGGCAGGAGAUCGAAUCGAAUAACACGCUCGGUUUGUCGAGCGGAUGUGUUUUUUAUUUAAAUCGUCCUUAUCUUCCGAUCGCAAAGCGAGAUUUCAAUCGCGGCCAGGGGCACACCUUCGUUCCACCGACGUACCGAUAGAGACGAGUCGAAAUUAAACAAAACGAUCCUUUCGUCAAAGUACUGUAGCGUCGUGUCGUCGCGAACUUUGCUAAUUACGUCCCGCGUAAACGUAGGACGGCAAAGUUUGACGUAAAAAAUCGUAGGGCGGAUCGGAGAAACGGGUGAAAGACGAGUGCGCGAAAGUUUCGAACGUACUAUGGAAACGGAUAAGCGAGAUGGAACGGCUGCAAAACAUUCGAAUUUCGCGAAACGUCUGGAUAAUUCACCGGGACCAGAUUUCUCGCGUAUAAAAGAGUAGCGCGGCGAAGGUAUACGAGGAAACGUACAAGUACCCACGCUAAAACAGAGUCCGCUCCGCUCCGCUCCGUGCACGUUCGUUGCAUAUGCAAAUAAAUGGUUCGUUGAAAUACGCGAAACACGAAAGAUACGUUUCCGCGAUGUUCCUGUUCGUUUUCACAUAUCCGUUCAUAUCCUCUCUCCUUUCGUGAAAUUGUUUCAAUAACGAUGAGAAUCCCUCGAGAGUCGAGGGGCGUCCGAAAGUAGCCUUCGAAUUUUUUAUUUCAGGCGCGUCGACGGUUCGACAGGAAUAUAUAGGGCUAUUCGAGAAUCGGAAAAUUGCACUCUUACCGUCACUUCGUCACGCGUACCACUGUAAUCGCAGGUAUGAUAUUCUAUGCGGCUGCAUUACCGAGAAAUGCGCAAAUGGAAUAGCGAAAUUAAAUUUUUAGUAGCGGAUAUUACGCUUAAAAUUCGUUUCGUUUUUCGACGAAAUUAAAGCGUUUCGCGUUUCACGUUGAUGCUAAUUAUCGUAUCGCCGUAUACGGCAUAUCGUAGCGUACCGCGUAAACGUAGGUACGCUAAUUCAAUUCCCAGGUCGUUGGUAAGAUCCCUGAUAGCGGGAAAGAGGAACAAAGCAAGGAGGAGCAUGGAAGUCGAGAACCGGAAACGACGUGCGGCGUCGUCGCAUCCUUCGCGUUUCCACGGAGAAAAUCCUUUCGGUUUCGCCUUGCCGAUCUCAGUAUCGUUACACGGAAACGAGGGGGGAAACGUUUGCUGGCUGUUCCGGUUACGCGAUUUUUUUCAUCUAAAUUUCGUACUUCGGUGAGAGAAACGCCGACUGCUGCAUGGACGAUAUCGGGAAUACGGGACUCGCCCCGAUCGCCCACGAGAACGAGGACAACGAACACGACGUCGGAAGAAGAAAUAGAGAAGAGAAAAGAGAGACAAAGAUAGUAGAGGAAAGAGAUUUCUCUCGGUAAGGAACGCCGCCUCGUAGUUUUGUUUCUUUUCGUCGCUUCCUUCUUUCCGUCUUUGCCUUUUCGCUCGCGAUGGGGGGAACGUCUUCGUUCGUCGACGAAGCGGACGUCUGGGCCGGAAGUUGAAACGGCUGCGUCCUGGAAAAAUGGCGCCCUGGCGACGGAAAUUGGUGCUUGCACCCUUUAAUUCGAAGUUGAUCGAGGAGAUCGCGUCUAUAAAGAAUCGUAAAGGGGCCCGUGAAAGACGAAGCGAUGCGACGCCUCGUACUUCGUCCGUGUCCAACCGGCAGCGCCGGGACUGAGAGGUCGUUCGACGAAGAAUCUUAAAGUCGAUAUCGGUGGGGUCUUGUGUAUUAUGUGUGUAUAGAGACAUCGCGACGAAGCUUAAAGUGCAAAGAUUGCACGGGGAUUAUCCAAUCGUGGGAACGAGUUUGCGUACAAAUAAGACGAAAGCGGUAUGGUUUCGCGUAAUCCAGCGUGGAAUAGCGAGUUAGCGACGCAACCUCCCUUUGGAGUCGGACCCGUGGUCCGCUCGUGGACACAGAGGGAUUAGCAUAGGAAUUACUUCCGGCCGGACGAUAAAGCGCAAGCCAAACCUUCGAAGCUGGGACAACGAAGGUCGUUCCCUGCUUUCGGCGGAGAGUCGCGGAAAGGGAUAGAGCGAGUCCGCUGUAUUUCUAGUUUCCAGAGAGGAAAUUGGCACGCGGUGCCACCCUCGACCUCUGCAGCCAUCGCAUCGAGGAGAACGGCUCGACCCUAUAUUACAUUUCAAUUCCGAUCUUUCACCUUCGAUCGCCGCGUACAUGCACGACGCACGUAUCUGUGUUUAUACGCGACUCGAGUUUUGGCAAAGUGUUCCACGUGUGGUAAUCUGAUGGCCAAAUAUUUUUGAUCGAUAUCGUAAUCGCGUCGGUUAUCAACAUCGGCCUAUUUUCUUCGCGCUUAGGCUUCGGAGAUCGCAGAUAUAGAAAUUAAUAUCUACUAUCGCGGAACUUAAUGCGACUGUAUCGUAGAUUUGUAAACGCAAAACAACCAUUUUUUCUUAAUAAAUUUAUAUUCGGCGGAAAUGAUGUUUAACCCGUCCCGUUUUGUUGCGGUCACCCGUCGUAAAUUAAAAUUAUGCCUGGUGGCAAAAAGCCUCUAUCGUCGCUUUCUACUCGCCCGCGAUCGUUCAUCGCCGCCUCGAGAUAGAACUGCUGCACAGGCACGAAUAGGCGAAUCUACAUAGGUAUAAAGUCAGCAGCCCGUCUUGCUUUAUACCCACUGUCGGGCUGUUCCACCUUCCUACGUCUUCCUUCCGUCCCCUUAUCACCGCUUAUCUCCUUCCCGUUUCUCACUCAACCAUAUUCUUCCAUAAUACACGCCGGUACUCGUCUCCUCGUCUACGAGAUCACGUCCUUAACGUUAAACUGUAAAAAUGUUUUCGACUAUUUCGUAUUUUCUAUAUUUUCCUCGUCUUCCAUUCUCCGUUAAUUUCCCGUAUAAAUCAUCGCCAAGUGUCCAUUGUAAUAUAUCAUCGAACGCACGCGAUCUUCAUUUUAAACGUAAAGCAACGCGACGGUCUCGAGAGAAUGCGCUCCUCUCCAAUUAACCUCCGUUCUCUUUUUCUCUACCCGCAAACAUACCGUCGGAUUUUUAAUUAAUCUCAGCUAAUUUCAACAAAGGAAGUUAUUACGCGAUCUUCGUUAAUUAAGUAAAGACGUUGAAAAUGAAGAAGAGAUUUACGGUCGGGCGUAGCCACGGAGGACGCGGGGUCGAGUACGCGUUGUCGAACAUCGAAUAUUUCGCGUCCCGUAAAAAUGAGUUAAUUUCGCUCUUUCACUCGGCGACUUCACACAACUCGGGUAGUUACGCACGCGUAUUUAACGGCGCAACGUCGGUGAACAGGUACACGCCAUGGUUAUUGUUUGCGACGUUUCCUCCAUCUACCUUGAGAGAACAUUCACGAGUGGAAAAUUGAAUUCUUUCCCGCUCGUUCCUUUUAAGCACCCAAUUAAGUGAGUUCAAAGAGACGAGGACGCCAGGGAGGGGAACGGAACCGUGUAGAGCGACGCUCGGCCGUGUAAUCAGGGAAACGAUCGAAUUAUAGUUUGCUCGCGUAAAGCCGAUUGCUCACUCACGGGUAAAUUAUCUCGACGACGACGACGCGCGACUCUUGGCAACGAGUCCGUCCACGAACCUUUAAUCGUUGACACCGAUUAAACGGUUCCCUUCGCAAACACUGGCGACGGUUCCUCCGCGGAAACCGCAGGAUCCGUGGUUACGGUGCCGAGAACCGACGAGGACGACGAUCGACCGAAAAUACCGAACAGCCGUCAUCGACCGAUCAGAGGCGAUCAGUGGAAGCACAGAAGUGGCAUUGGAAAACACCUAUCUGAUUGAACACUAAAGACGAUCGUGUUUCGCGAAUAUAAACAGAAAAAUGGUUAACGUGAAGACCGCGAAACGCGAGAAGGUAACUGAGAAGAAAUUCGAGUUCGAGAUCAAGGACAACAUACUCGUCGGCGAUGACCUGACGUAUCCCGAAAAUUACGACAAUGUCGGGGAAAUAAUUCUCGAAAUCUUGAGGAGCGAGCCGGAUCAUAUCGGACAGAUAGAGGCAACGACGGGAAAACAAUCCACGUACAAAGAAAUGUUGGACAAGAGCGUUAGAUGCGCGAUAUGGUUGAGGAAAGCAGGGGUCAAACCAGGCGACGUGGUCGCGGUCUGCAGUUCUUGUUAUUGCGAAAACUACAUACCAUUCUUGGCAUGCCUAUACAUCGGUGCUCAAUGCGCCAUCGAAUAUCAUCAAUUACCUGCGCGCACUUUCCGUCACUUUCUAUCGAUCGUAACGCCGAAAAUAAUAUUCCUGCACGCUCACGCGCUAGACAAUCUGAUCAAAGCUCAAAACGAGACGUCUACGAAUAUCAGAAGGGUGAUCUUCGAGGACCAAGUCCCCAACGAGGAAUCCCUUGACGCGAUUCUAUCGGAACAAACGGUGGCCGAAAUCGAGAAGUUUCGUUGCGAGGACAUCGAGAAUCCGAAACACGCUGCUCUAUUGAUCGGCACAUCGGGAUCGACGGGAGUGCCAAAAGUAGCGGAACUGUCUCAUUUAGCGUUAAAGACGAUGAUGCAUCCGGUUUACGCCAAGAUUCCCGACAGGGUUUGGUUGUGCGUAGCCGGUAUGCGAUGGAUCACCUACUUCUGGAACUUGUUGGGCGGGUUACGGUCAAACGCGACGCGGGUCAUUGCCGAGGACGCUCAGAGCGCCAAAUACUAUUUAGAAAUAAUCCGAAAAUAUGAGAUAGAGUAUUACGGUGCCGAUACUAAUCAACUGAGACAGAUAUAUAAGCUCGGCUUGAUAAACGAUUACCGAGAGACAAAGCUGAAAACCCUCAGGUUCGGCGGCUCACCCUUUAGCCGCGAUAUUCACGAAACGUUAAUUAAAGAGCUUCCGCAGAUAAAUACUCUCCAGGCGUACGGAUCGACCGACAUCGGGAACGUCAUCGUUGCACAGAAGCCGGGCAGCACGCCGGGCAGCUGUGGCUUCAUCCGUCCCGGCAUUAAACUAAAAGUGGUGUGCACGCAGACGGGGGUGGCUCUGGGUCCGAACAAACAUGGCGAGAUUUGCGUGAAGUCGAAUACGCGGAUAAAUAAGUAUCGAGGUAAUCCCAUAGCGACCAGGAAUGCCAUCGACUCCGAAGGUUGGUUCCAUAUGGGCGACAUCGGGUAUUACGACGAAGUCGGGGAGUUGUACAUAGUUGGCAGGACUUCGCAAUUUAUCAAAUACAACGAUUGUUGUUUAUCCGUCUUGGAAAUGGAAACCAUUUUCGACAUGCAUCCAGACGUGUACAAAGCCGUAGUGAUCCCAGUGCCGUCGGAGAUCGAAGGAGAGCUUCCAGUCGCGGUUGUCGAAAAAUUACCCGAUAAAGAGAUAACGGAACACGAACUCCUAACUUACUUCAAGAAGAAUAUGCCAGAAUUCUAUAUGCUGAAGAGCGUGAAAUUCGUGAAGGAAAUGCCACGCACGAGUACUGGGAAAAUCGCGAGGAACGAUUUGAAACAAAUGUUAUGCGUCGCGAUGUAACGUUUACUCGAAUCGUGUACGCAUUUCACGUAUCGACGUACCUAGGGACUGCACCACUAUCGACUGUAUUUACGAUAAUUAUAAUAAUACGUAUAUACCUAU